UUUUGUAUGUGAGCUUAUGGUGAAUUGAUGCCAUCACAGCACUACUACUACGUUGUGGGUUUCUUCUACGAUUAAGCACCCUUUCUACUACUCUCUCUAGCUUUCUUUUUUUCUCAAUAAAGUUACCAAAUUUCAGGACUAUUCUGAGAUUAAGUUAGCUCGGUGUACACCGGCAGGCUCGAUUGCUUAAAGUCAAAAGGCAGCUGAAUUCAGAGAAUCCAACUUUUUCGUCAUCGGAAUUUAGUUGAUGUCUGGGAUACUCUGUGUGGAAGAAAAGCAAAUAUUCGAGUUCAUAGAUUUGUAGUACUUGGAAUUACAGUUCUCCAAUCUGAAGUAAGAAGUUGGUUUAGUGAGCUGGAUGGAGGCUACACGGCGUUGGUUUAGUAAGUUUAGUCCUAGAGAAAAACCUAAGCCUCACAAGAAAGAAACUACUAGUACUGGGAAGGAAGGGUUGAAUUCGCCUGCAAAUGACGCAGCACCAUCAAAUGCCACAAAGCAGAAGGUUGCUGUUGCUAAGCAGUAUAUAGAAAACCAUUACAAGGAGCAAAUGAAGAGCCUGCAGGAGCGCAGGGAGCGGCGGAACAUGCUGGAAAAGAAACUUGCCGAUGCUGAGGUCUCUGAGGAAGAGCAAAACAACAUACUGAAGUACCUUGAGAAAAAAGAGACUGAAAUCAUGCGCCGCCAAAGACAUAAAAUGGGUACUGAUGAUUUCGAGCCAUUGACAAUGAUAGGAAAGGGUGCAUUUGGUGAGGUUAGAGUAUGCAAGGAGAAAGCAACAGGCCAUGUGUAUGCCAUGAAAAAGCUUAAGAAAUCAGAAAUGCUUCGUCGAGGCCAGGUUGAGCAUGUCAAAGCAGAAAGGAAUCUACUCGCAGAAGUUGAUAGCAAUUGCAUUGUGAAGCUAUACUGUUCUUUCCAAGAUGAGGAAUACCUCUACCUAAUAAUGGAAUAUCUUCCUGGUGGAGACAUGAUGACAUUAUUGAUGCGAAAGGAUACCUUAACUGAAGAUGAAGCAAGGUUUUACGUGGGAGAAACAGUCCUUGCAAUUGAAUCCAUCCAUAAACACAACUAUAUUCAUAGAGAUAUAAAACCUGACAACUUGCUUCUUGAUAGAGAUGGGCACAUGAAAUUGUCUGACUUUGGAUUAUGUAAACCAUUAGACUGCAGCAAUCUUCAUGAAAAGGAUUUUACAGUAGGAAAUAAUCUUAGUGGUGCUCUACAAAGUGACGGGCGCCCCACAGCUCCCAAACGCACUCAACAGGAGCAACUGCAGAAUUGGCAGAAGAACAGGAGAAUGCUUGCUUAUUCAACUGUAGGUACACCUGAUUAUAUUGCACCAGAGGUUUUAUUGAGGAAAGGAUAUGGAAUGGAAUGUGAUUGGUGGUCACUUGGUGCGAUUAUGUAUGAAAUGUUGGUGGGAUAUCCGCCUUUCUAUUCUGAUGAACCGAUGUCUACUUGUAGAAAGAUAGUAAACUGGCGUACACAUUUAAAAUUUCCAGAGGAGGCAAAACUAUCACCUGAAGCAAAGGAUCUCAUUUGUAAACUUUUAUGUAAUGUUGAACAAAGACUUGGAACAAAAGGCGCUCAUGAAAUAAAGGCUCACCCAUGGUUCAAGGGUAUUGAAUGGGAUAAAUUAUAUCAAAUGAAGGCUGCAUUUAUUCCAGAAGUUAAUGAUGAGUUGGAUACUCAAAAUUUUGAGAAGUUUGAAGAGACUGAUAAUCAAGUUCCAACAGCAACAAAAUCAGGUCCAUGGAGGAAGAUGCUCCCUUCAAAGGAUGUCAACUUUAUGGGUUACACGUACAAAAACUAUGAGAUUGUGAAUGAAAGUGAAGUUCCUGGAAUCGCUGAAUUGAAGAAGAAGAGCACUAAACCUAAGAGGCCUAGCGUGAAGGCCCUUUUCAGUGAAGAUUCAGAUUCUGGUUCCACGCAAUCAGCGAAGGGGAGUUUCCUUAAUCUGUUGCCUCCCCCGCUAGAAGUCUCAAAAUCCGGUGAAUCGGAACCUCACUAACCUGUCAAUAGCAUCGUGUGGGUGACUAUGACCAACCAUAGUGAAUCGAACAUAUUACAUACAGGAUAAAAGUACUGAUGUUAAUCCUAAACCGAACAGCUCUUCAGUAGUAGUUUAUUUGAAGUGUAAUUACUCGUGACAGAAACCGCGAUUGAUAUUUUUUUUUCUUCUCUUGAGUCUGUAUUUGCAUUGGUCCUAUUGAUUCUUGGUGUAAAUUAUUUCUUCCAGUGCAUAUAACAGUGUUUUGUUAGUAGUUUGGUGUUUUUAACUUGUGUCAAGAUGUAACCUUGCUCUUGUAAUUACCUUCUUGAUCAGGGGUGAUUGUAGCAGUGCCACAUUUUAGAUUGAGAUAUUGUAUUCCAGAUGUAUUUGAUGCUUGUUUAACCCA
This is a messenger RNA of Ipomoea triloba (trilobed morning glory), 2393 nucleotides long. RefSeq names its product serine/threonine-protein kinase tricorner-like. Gene Ontology annotation, molecular function: protein serine/threonine kinase activity; ATP binding. Bases 359 to 2005 code for a protein of 548 amino acids. NCBI's taxonomy places the organism in Eukaryota, Viridiplantae, Streptophyta, Magnoliopsida, Solanales, Convolvulaceae. The transcript has 14 exons. Gene Ontology annotation, biological process: intracellular signal transduction; peptidyl-serine phosphorylation. The record is from RefSeq and is a predicted model, not a curated record.